AUGAAGGCAUCUCUCGCUCUCCUUGUGGCCACCUGUGCCAGCAGCGCUCUGGCAAAAUCGUUGGGUGAUAUCAAUCCCGAAGUAGACGCGCGUAACGUGGUGACUGGAGACUCUGGGCGCGCCGAAGCCUAUCCCGUGGAAGCUUAUCCAUAUGACGAUGAAAUAUUUAUUACGGGUGGAGGACUUGGAAACGGUAAAGAUGAUGGAAAGGGCAAGGGCAAGGGGAAGGGCAAGGGGAAGGAUGACGGCAAAGGAAAGGGGAAAGGAAAGGACGAUGGCAAAGGAAAAGGAAAAGGGAAGGAUGACGGUAAAGGAAAAGGAAAGGGGAAGGAUGACGGUAAAGGAAAGGGAAAAGAUGAUGGCAAAGGAAAAGGAAAGGGGAAGGACGAUGGUAAAGGCAAGGGGAAAGGGAAAGAUGAUGGCAAAGGCAAGGGGAGGGGGAAGGAUGAUGGUAAAGGAAAAGGAAAAGGAAAAGACGAUGGUAAAGGAAAGGGGAAAGGAAAGGGUAAGGACGAUGGUAAGGGCAAAGGGUAUUUGAUUUAA
Molecule: messenger RNA, 543 nt
Organism: Trichoderma harzianum CBS 226.95
Lineage: Eukaryota; Fungi; Ascomycota; Sordariomycetes; Hypocreales; Hypocreaceae
Exons: 1
Coding region: 1-543 (180 amino acids)
Source: RefSeq, a predicted model, not a curated record